UGGUGCCCGCUGUUUGCCUUGGCACCCCUCCACCCUGCUGGGAAGAAAGCCCUCAGGGGGUUUCACUUCCCCCUCCCCAGCUCCACUCCAGGCUCAGCAAACAGAGCACAAGUGGCACCUUGGCAACUGGGGUGGCCCCCAACCUCCUGCCGGCCAGCCCGGGAGCCUAUAAAUGCCCCCCAGCUGCAGCUGGCAGAGGGACAGGAGCCACUCAGCGAGGGAGGGCAGGAUGGACGCCAGCUCCAAAGAGGCACUGAUAGAGGAGGCACCUCCGAGGUACACGGCCGCCCCCCACCUGCCUGGCAUCCCUCACCAGCUCAAGUGCCUCCUGCUGGUGGUGGUGGUGGUGCUCAUCCACCUGGUGGUCAUCGUCACCUUCCUCCUCCUGGGGCUGCACAUCACCGAGACGCACACCGAGACGGUGCUGCAGAUGACCAUCCACGGGCUGGAUGCAGAAGGGACCCCCCAGCACCUCUCCAUGAGGCAGGGGGAGAGGACAGGGACGUUCUCGGUGCGGGAUGGGCACAACGCCACUGCCAUGGUGGUCUACGACUACAGCAAGCUGCUGGUGGGCUACAGGUCCUGGCAGCACCACGCCUGCUACAUCACCCACGUGGACAAGGACAACAUCCCAGGGCUGGACUCCGUCACCCAGACCUUCCAGCGCCGGCAGGCUGAGCUGAAGGGCACUGGGGGCAGUGCCAUGCCCUUGGCCGACCGCUCCAUCCUGGGCACCACGGUGAACAUCCUCUGCAGCACCGUCCCUGUCUACUGGGCAUAGCCCUGCCUGGGCUCCUGGCUUGCCUUGGGCACCUCUCCUCCUCCCCAGCCUUGUCCUGCUUGUGACCCAGGAGAAGC
This is a messenger RNA of Dryobates pubescens (Downy woodpecker), 858 nucleotides long. It is a transcript of the gene SFTPC, whose product is annotated as surfactant protein C. Bases 173 to 781 code for a protein of 202 amino acids. The transcript is spliced from 5 exons. NCBI's taxonomy places the organism in Eukaryota, Metazoa, Chordata, Aves, Piciformes, Picidae. The record is from RefSeq and is a predicted model, not a curated record. Gene Ontology annotation, cellular component: extracellular region; alveolar lamellar body. Gene Ontology annotation, biological process: respiratory gaseous exchange by respiratory system.